Rana temporaria (common frog) is the source of this 906-nucleotide messenger RNA. RefSeq names its product taste receptor type 2 member 9-like. NCBI's taxonomy places the organism in Eukaryota, Metazoa, Chordata, Amphibia, Anura, Ranidae. The record is from RefSeq and is a predicted model, not a curated record. Bases 1 to 906 code for a protein of 301 amino acids. The transcript has a single exon. Gene Ontology annotation, biological process: sensory perception of taste; detection of chemical stimulus involved in sensory perception of bitter taste; G protein-coupled receptor signaling pathway. Gene Ontology annotation, molecular function: bitter taste receptor activity; G protein-coupled receptor activity. Gene Ontology annotation, cellular component: membrane.
AUGAUGUCUCCACGCUCCUUAUCCAUUUUAGUCUCGGCAGUCUUGGGACUGGUCUUGGCAAUCCCUUCUAACACUUGUAUUGUGACGGGUAAUCUGGACAUCAUCAGAAAGAAAGGGAAGUUGAGUCCCUCCGAUGUGAUCUUUCUGGGGAAGGGAAUUGUGAAUAUUCUCCUCCAGUGUGUGCUGAGUCUACAGGCAAUUCUCUUUACCUUGUCACCUGUGAUCUUAUACAUUAGACAGGUAUUUGUAUUUAUGAACCCAUCAGUUAACUUCCUAACAUAUUACAACUUCUGGUUGACCUUCUGGCUCUCGGCUCAUUACUGUACCAGCAUCACCAAUCUCAGCUAUGGGUUCUUCAUCUGGAUAAAGAGAAUUGUGUCCAAUUUCCUGAGUCACCUUCUAUUCCUGACAGCACUUGGGAUGCUCAUUGUGAGUGUCUCGGGCUUCUGGAUUGUCUAUGCAGAAAGUAUGCCCUCUUCUGAGAACAUCACAGAAGCCUCUGUUAUCAGGUUCCAUGAUUUUGUUUCCUAUCUUGUGGCUGCAAACGCCCUAGGCUGCAUUCUUCCAUUCUGCCUUAGUCUUCUGUGUCUGGUCCUCACUUUCUCCUUUCUGCUCAGACAUGUCUGGAGGGUGAAGAAUAACGACUCGGGAUCAACACGUCCAAAUCUUCAGGCUCAUGUCACGGCACUGAGGACAACCCUCUUCUUACUUCUCAUGUUCAUUUUCUUCUGCAUGCCUCAGGUGCUUCUGUUUUUUCCAAAUUCCCCACUAAUAAUAGUCGGUUUUAAUUUACGAUUAUUCUCUCCAUCGGUGGAGUCCGCCAUCAUCUUCCAGGCCAGCAACAAGCUGAGAAGGAUCAUUCUGAGAAGAUUCUGGACCAGAAGAAGGAGGAACACAGAGACUUAA